This is a messenger RNA of Rhagoletis pomonella (apple maggot), 697 nucleotides long. RefSeq lists its product as uncharacterized. The record is from RefSeq and is a predicted model, not a curated record. NCBI's taxonomy places the organism in Eukaryota, Metazoa, Arthropoda, Insecta, Diptera, Tephritidae. The annotation marks the transcript as partial. Gene Ontology annotation, biological process: regulation of transcription by RNA polymerase II. Gene Ontology annotation, molecular function: DNA binding. Gene Ontology annotation, cellular component: transcription regulator complex; nucleus. The transcript is spliced from 2 exons.
AUGGCCUCGGAUAAGAAAAUACAGGAUGACAAAUACUCACUUACCCGUAACAUGACCAACAAGGACUGCACGGACAGACCUCUACUGGGUAGUCCGAUCCUGUCCAAGGAGGAGGAGUUCCUUCCAUACAGUGAGGAGACUUUGAUGCCAGAGCAAGAUGCUAAAAAGAAGUGGCGAAAUUUGCGAGACCAGUUCAGUAAGGAAUUGAAAAAAAUUCCAAAAGGCAAAUCGGGCGACACACAAGACCAAGCAACUAUAUAUACUGGGAGGUGGCGGUAUUUCAAAAGCCUGCUUUUCCUUAGAGAUACAAUUCUCCCAAGAGAAACAGCUAGAAAUUUGUCGGUGGUGCUUGAAGAUUCAACUACAGCAACUGAAGCCGAUAAUAAUGUGGCAAAUGCUGAAAUAGUGGCAAAAAAUACUAAUGCUACUAAAACAGAUAAUGAAGUGUCAAAUUCCGAAGUAAAGAACUCCGAACUAACUUUCGUUGAAACAUGCCCUUCAUUCAGGUCUUUGUCUGUUCGUCGAAAGAGAAAGGACAAACAUCAAGAUGGAAAUGCCGUUGAGCUUAGGCUUUUAGAUAUCGAAACCAAACAGCUAGCUUUACUCGAAGCAUCAGAAGAUGAAAAUUCACUCUUUUUGAGGUCGCUUCUUCCAUUCAUGAAAAAGUUGGAUCCGAUUCGUCAGCUUCGUGUAAGGU